Molecule: messenger RNA, 685 nt
Organism: Rhinolophus ferrumequinum (greater horseshoe bat)
Lineage: Eukaryota; Metazoa; Chordata; Mammalia; Chiroptera; Rhinolophidae
Gene: IL19
Product: interleukin 19
Exons: 6
Coding region: 127-660 (177 amino acids)
Source: RefSeq, a predicted model, not a curated record
AACCCUUUGGACCUGAACUCUCUGAUUUUUCUGUGGAAGGGCUUCACCGAAGGGGCACUAAAGAAUAGUGUUUCUAUGGUAUGAAUCCAGGGGCCCCUCCCAACCAGGCACUCAGCUUAGCAGGACAUGAAGGCACAGCGUGUUUCUCUCUGGCUCCUGGGUGCAAUACUCCUCCUAUGCUCAGUGCACGCCCGAGGUCUCAGGAGAUGUCUGAUUUCCAUGGACAUGCACCAAAUAGAAGAGACUUUCCAAGAAAUCAAAAGAGCCAUUCAAGCUAAGGACACCUUCCAAAAUGUCACCAUCCUGUCCACAUCGGAGUUCCUGCACAGCAUUAAGCCCUUAGAUGUAUGCUGUGUGACCAAGAGCCUCCUGGAGUUUUAUGUGGACAGAGUGUUCAAGGACCAUCAGGAGGUGAACCCCCAAAUCUUGAGAAAAAUCAGCAGCAUUGCCAACUCUUUCCUCUACAUGCAGAAGGCUCUGCAGCAAUGUCAGGAGCAGAGACUGUGUCACUGUGGGCAGGAAGCCACCAAUGCAACCAGAAUCAUCCAUGACAACUACAAUCAGCUGGAGGUCAGAUCUGCUGCCAUCAAGUCUCUGGGAGAGCUGGAUCUCUUUCUGGCCUGGAUUGGCAAGAAUCAUCAAGGAACUUCCACUGCUUGAGGACAAGGAACCUGAUUACUUUGGG